AAAGUUAGGUUUAAUCAAACGUCCAUAACACAGGGAAAUAUUACAUGCUUCUACAGAGUCAAGAAACCUCCCGGCUCAGAUGAAGGAUUCAGUAGUGAGGCAGCCUCAGAUUUGUGUUAAUAAAAUCUUCCUGUCAUGGGGUGUCAUAUUGUAAUUUCCUGAAAAUAAAUUUUAAGAAACUGUUGCACUUAGAGAACUGAGUCAUAUAUGUGAAGCAACCAUACGUCUUCUGAAAUAAGGAUGGAUGUGCAGCUGUUGUUUGGAUUGUAUCUCAUUUUAUCUGUUUCAUGGACAUCAGAGGCACUUUAUUCAUCAGAUCCUGUGAUGGUGUUUGCUAAACCAGGAGACAGAGUUACUUUGCCAUGUGGUUUACCUUCUGGUGGAUCCUGCUCUUCUAUAACCUGGACACAGAUGUUUAUCGUAUGGCAUACUGACGUGGUGACAGCUGGAAAAGUGACGCCUUUAGAAGAAAACAAGUUUCGUCUGCUAGAGGAUUGCUCUCUGGAGAUCCUCCAAAUGGAGCGUGAUGAUGCCACGUUGUACACUUGUAAAAGCGGAGCUCUAAAAUCAAGUGUUUCCCUUUGGUUUCUUGCAGUUAAUCAAUCCCAAACUCCAGCAGAGGAAACUAUAGAACUUCACUGCUCUCUCAGUAUAUAUGUAGGAUUUGUCCCCUGUAAAAACGACACAGGCAUACAUAUCAAAUGGACAACCGAGGAUGAUGUUCCAAUAACUGGUAAAAGAUUUAGAUUUGAGAACUCAGAUAUUUGUUUCUCAAAACUAAUUAUCACCAAGAAACCGACGGACCAUCACAGAACGUGGAAAUGCCAAGUAACCCAGAAUGAUGUGGUUAAAGCCACUGCCAGUUAUAGGACAACAGUAAGAGAUGGGGUGGAGGAAGUGUUUGCUGCUGUUGGUGAGUCAGUGUCACUUCUUUGCAGAAACACUUCCUCUCUUGGACUUGGAGAAGGCAUAGAGUGGGCUUUGAAUAAAGAACCACUGACUGAUAUGUUACCAGAAAAUGGCCAAAUAAACAUAUUUACUGUGAGCGAAGACUCAUCCUUAGUAAUCAGCAAACUGAGUCCCGUGCAUGCUGGAGACUACCAGUGUAUGGGCUCCUCGGAUGAGCAAAGAGUGUUUGACAAAUUUAGGCUGCACACCCUCGAUGGAAUGUGACGAAACCUUCAACUUAACUUGGUCUGGAAGUAACCAAGAAGGCUGGAAGGGCA
Messenger RNA from Fundulus heteroclitus (mummichog), 1226 nucleotides. RefSeq lists its product as uncharacterized. The transcript has 5 exons. The record is from RefSeq and is a predicted model, not a curated record. Gene Ontology annotation, molecular function: protein tyrosine kinase binding; MHC class II protein binding. Gene Ontology annotation, cellular component: membrane raft; external side of plasma membrane. The coding region runs from base 241 to 1173 and encodes 310 amino acids. Lineage: Eukaryota; Metazoa; Chordata; Actinopteri; Cyprinodontiformes; Fundulidae. Gene Ontology annotation, biological process: T cell activation; interleukin-15-mediated signaling pathway; positive regulation of ERK1 and ERK2 cascade.